AUGCCGAAGGAGCAGCGCAGCGUUCCGAUGGGCGUCAUCACCGCCGAGCCUAUCCACGCAGUCUCCAAGAAGCUGAAGUUCGCCACGCAGGUUACCACCUUGGGCAAGGCGGCCCCACGCAAGGCGGCAAAGAAGAGUGAACCAGUGGGCCUUAAGACAGGCGGCAGCCAGAGCGGCAUGGUCUUCAACAAGGGCUUCGGGCAGCAUAUUCUGAAGAACCCGCUCGUCAUCGCCGCCAUCGUCGAGAAGGCGGCAAUUAAGCCUACUGACGUUGUGCUGGAGAUCGGUCCCGGAACAGGGAACCUCACUGAGAAGCUGCUGCAAACAGCAAAGAAAGUGAUCGCCUUUGAGGUGGACCCGCGAAUGGUGGCCGAGCUCAACAAGCGAUUCCAGAAUACCCCGCUCGCGGCGAAGCUGCAAGUGGUGCGGGGAAACUGCCUGGAGCACGAGUUCCCCUUCUUUGACAAGUGUGUGGCAAAUGUGCCGUACGCCAUUUCCUCCGCCCUAGUGUUUAAGCUGUUGAAGAAGCCAACGUUCAAGUGCGCGGUACUAAUGUUCCAGCGGGAGUUCGCCCUUCGUGUUUGUGCGCAGCCAGGCACCGAGGCGUACUGCCGCCUCUCGGUCAACUCCCAGCUCCUGGCGCGCUGCAGCCACUUGAUGAAGAUCAGCAAGAACAGCUUUAAUCCGCCACCGAAGGUGGAGUCGAGCGUCAUUCGACUCGAUCCGAAGCAUCCUGCUCCGGACGUGGACUUUGAGGAGUGGGACGGACUCGUCAAAUUUAUUUUCAACAGAAAGAAUAAGAAGGUGUCAUCUAUUUUCCGCACCAAGAACGCAGUGCAGACACUUUACAAGAAGUACUGCAGCUAUCAGAAGAUGGAGGGUUCCAAGGACGUCAAGAGCCUUGCUGAAUUUAAGGAGCACUUAGAGUCGGUGAUGCAAGAUCCCUUAUUCGAUAAGCGGGCGCGGAUGCUGGACCAGGAGAGUAUCAUGGACCUCCUCUGCCGCUUCACUACGAAUGGCAUUCACUUUAUUUAG
Trypanosoma grayi is the source of this 1035-nucleotide messenger RNA. RefSeq names its product putative ribosomal RNA adenine dimethylase family protein. Bases 1 to 1035 code for a protein of 344 amino acids. The transcript has a single exon. The record is from RefSeq and is a predicted model, not a curated record. Gene Ontology annotation, biological process: rRNA methylation. Lineage: Eukaryota; Euglenozoa; Kinetoplastea; Trypanosomatida; Trypanosomatidae. Gene Ontology annotation, molecular function: rRNA (adenine-N6,N6-)-dimethyltransferase activity. Gene Ontology annotation, cellular component: mitochondrial matrix.